Messenger RNA from Botrytis fragariae, 3471 nucleotides. Its product is annotated as putative c6 transcription protein. The transcript has 9 exons. The record is from RefSeq and is a predicted model, not a curated record. The coding region runs from base 1 to 3471 and encodes 1156 amino acids. Gene Ontology annotation, biological process: regulation of DNA-templated transcription; DNA-templated transcription. Gene Ontology annotation, molecular function: zinc ion binding; FAD binding; monooxygenase activity. Lineage: Eukaryota; Fungi; Ascomycota; Leotiomycetes; Helotiales; Sclerotiniaceae.
AUGGAGAAUUCCUGGAGAGAAUUGGAUAUUGGUGUGAUUGGUGGUGGAAUAGGUGGUCUCGCUGUUGCCACAAGUUUACGACAAGCCGGACAUCGAGUCACAAUAUAUGAACGGGCAGAUUUCGCUGGAGAAGUUGGUGCUUCUAUAUCUUGUGCGGCGAAUGGCACAAAGUGGCUUGAAGAAUGGGGUGUCAAUAUCUCAAUUGGACGACCUGUGGUUCUAGAAAAGCUUAUAUCGCAUGACUGGAAAACUGGAGAGGUUCAAAAUGUAUAUGAUUUGGCCGACUACAAGAGCAGAUGGGGAUACGUUUAUAAUAUGUUUCACAGAGUCAAUAUGCACGAGAUGUUGAUGGACUCUGCUACUGGGUCAAAUCAUUCCGGCAUACCAGCAAUCUUAAAAUGCAAUCACAAAUGCGCCGAGAUCGAUCAUGAACAAGGCCUUGCUACUUUUGAGAAUGGUCUAAAAGUCAAACAUGAUUUGAUUAUUGGCGCAGAUGGUAUUGGGUCACAAGUACGAAAAACUUUAGGAAUUGUGCCGGAUCGAGAAUUAUCCACAUCUACAUGUUUACAUUGUAUUAUCGAAACAAAAGAUGCAAGGAGGUUAGGACUUCGAGAUCUAUCACCGAAUAGUGCUAUCGAAUUUUGGGGUGGACAAGGAAUUCACAAGAUUGUGUUCUCACCAUGUCGAGAUGGAGAAGUUCACUCAUUCUAUUGUUUCUUCCCGACAAACGAAAGUUCUCAUGCCGGCGAAGGUUGGAAUAUUAAUCUUACCGUUGAAGAUAUCCUCAGACCAUUUCCUGACCUCGAUCCGGAACUUCUUGCAUUAUUCAAGAACUCAACUGAUGUCAAACCAUGGAGAUUAUUUGUUCAUCAACCAUAUCCAUAUUGGCAAAAGGGCGCUACUUGUAUUCUUGGUGAUGCAGCACAUCCUAUGCUUCCAGAUCAAAGUCAAGGGGCAUGUCAGGCUUUAGAAGAUGCGGCUGCAUUGGGUAUAAUUUUUGGAAGGAAAUAUGGAUUUGCCAAUUCAAAAGUAACCAUUAGCGAGGGAUUAAAGCUGUAUGAACAAAUUCGUAAGCCUAGAGCUUCUCGGGUACAAGCGGCUAGUGCUCUUGCUAGGGUAAAUAUCAAUGAACGAAUCGGAUUUUCAUCGAAUACCAACAACCCUAAUUACAAAGUAUUGGAUGAGAAGAAGAAAUUAACAAUCGAGGAGAUGAAUGAAUAUGAUAUGGGAUUGGAUAUUGAGAGAAAUGUUUCGGAAAAGGAGAAUGAUCCGAACAAUAUCCGUUCUCCGCCGGGAACCCCUGCUCCUUCAUCUGACCCAAAUCUGAUGAACGACGUCAAUCUUUUUGCACAUUUCAUCGAAAGUGCUUCAAUGUCAGAACGUCCAGCAAAACGCAUUCGCCAAGCAUGUGAGCCAUGCCGGCGCAAGAAAACAAGAUGUCCGGGUGAAAAACCAAUAUGCUCGCAUUGUGCGAGAUUAAGACAAAAUUGUUAUUAUGCCGAUGAUGGUUUAAAUCAUGCCAAUGAGAGAACCUCGAUUGAGAGAACUCCAUUACCAACACCGACUCGGAUACAGGAGAAAAGCCACGUGAGAUCAUCAAAUGAUGUAAACUUGGAAGAUAGAUUGAAAUCAGUUGAGGCUCAACUUGCAGAGGUCCUUUCAAAUCAAGUAUCCAUGAGUAGGAGCGCAUCAAGACAUAUGUCAAAUUCCCCUGUUUUAUCACAGUUGGGACAGACAAUGAGGACACCAAAUGUUUUUAGGCUUUCGAGUAGCAAACUUCCACCAUAUGAGGCAGUCAUAAGUAUUGCAAAAACUUAUCUACUAUACUGCGAUUGUCAGCCACUUCCUGUGUUCUGUCGGAAUAGAUUUGUUGAAACAAUCAACGAUCGUGACCCAGAAGUAAUUUUCUCAAUCUUAGCUUUGGCAAUACGCUUUUCAGAUGAUGAUAUCUUCCGGGAUAAUCAAUCUGAACUCAUUACGGGAUAUGUAGAGGCAGCUCAUUCCAUCAUCUCCGCCAGAAUAUUUGGAGGUCGAGUAGAACUCUCAACACUACAAUCUCUAUGCCUUCUUAGUCUAGUAGACUUCACUAAUGGAAAUACGCGACAAGCAAGUGUACAUAGUAGUCUAGCCAUGAGCUUAGCUCAUAAUGCUGGUCUCACGACAGAAACUCAUGCUCAUUUAUCUAAUUCGCUGCGUGAAGAACGUCGACGAUGUUUUUGGAGUUUAUUCCUCCUCAAAAGAUUACAUGGCGCAGAGUUCAGUGUUAUAGAUUUCGCGGGUGAAGAUAAAUUUCCAUGGUAUCCAGAAACCACCGGUAAACCAUUGAAUCAUGGCCAGUUUACGAAUGGAGAAACUCCCGACCUUUCAUCUCCAGAGUUUGCUAUAUCUGAUACUCAAGAUAAAGGUGUCGUUGCUUAUGCCAUUCAACUUAGUGAAGUGUGGUUUAAGAUUACCCGGUACGCGAGAAGACGUGGUAAUCCAAGUACUUUACCCCCUUGGUCUCCUCAAUCAGACUACGCAUUAAUAAUGGCUCAACAAAUGGACUUUGAAACCCGUACUUCACAAAUUCAUCGCUUCAAAUCCGCCAAAUUUUCUCAAAGAACUUCGGAAGAAUUACAUGCCAAUCGAGACUAUUGGGGUCCUUGGUUGUUCAUUCAAUUUUUGUAUCACACAAACCUUUGCCUAUUGAAUAAUCCACUUUUGUUAUCACUUCGAUUAAAACAUCUCAAAUCUAACAUUCCAGAAAUAUUCCUACAACAUAUUUCAGAUUUGAUCUCAUCGCAUGCUAGUUGGGUCAUUAGAUAUAUUGAUAUGUUGGAAGUUAAAUCUUUCAAAGUCUCUGAUCCAUUUCUUGCUCACUGUGUAGCGAUCAUUGCAACAAUAUAUUUACAAGAAUGUUUUGCCGAGGAUCCAAUUGUACGACAAGAAAAACGAGAUAACUUUGAUAAGUGUUUGAAAUUUAUAAGAGAUUUUGAAGAAUGGCCUCAUGUUGCACGAAUGGCGGAAAAACUUCAACGUCUUUGUGAUACAGUUUCAUCCACUUAUACAAAUACUGAUGCACCACCACAAACCCCUAAUCGUAGUCUUCUCAUUGACCUAGGUCAAUUCUGGGAAAUUCUAGAAUACUCUUCCUCGAGUGAAAUCCCCGCAUUGGCUCGUCGUCUUUUCGGACCAUCCUUAUACUCGGCUUCAAUUCCUGCUACUCAUGAAAUUAGUCAUGCUUCAUCACUACCAGAACCUACCAGAGUUGAUAGACAAGAUUUUGAGGGAUCCGGUCCUAAUUCUGUCAAUACUAGUGUGGUCAAUCUUGGAAAUGGAACGACAGAUCAAGAACAAGAACAAGAAUUUGUUCAACCACCAUUUCAUUAUUCUGAUGAUGAAUUGGCAGUUUUGGCGGAAAGUUUUUUUCAUCAAAGAGGUGAUGGAAUGGGUCAUAUGGAGGAUUGGUGGAGUACUGGGAAUUUUAGUUGA